Molecule: messenger RNA, 1277 nt
Organism: Nicotiana attenuata
Lineage: Eukaryota; Viridiplantae; Streptophyta; Magnoliopsida; Solanales; Solanaceae
Product: 3-dehydrosphinganine reductase TSC10A-like
Exons: 3
Coding region: 63-1049 (328 amino acids)
Biological process (GO): sphingolipid biosynthetic process
Cellular component (GO): endoplasmic reticulum membrane
Molecular function (GO): 3-dehydrosphinganine reductase activity
Source: RefSeq, a predicted model, not a curated record
AAUUCAUGUAUUAUUAACCAAAAAUCUUGGUUAACGGGAUAGAAAUCUUGUACUUUUCGUCAAUGGCGGCUCUAAGCUUAGUUUUUUUCUCUCUCCUCCUCCUUCUCCUCCUCCCUCUAUCCCUCUUAGCCUUCCUCGCCUUCAUCGUCCGACCACGUCCCGUAAAAGUGCCAAUUAAGAACCGCCACGUGUUCAUCACAGGCGGGUCAAGCGGCAUUGGGCUAGCGCUAGCUCAACAGGCUGCUUCAGAGGGAUCAAAAGUCUCAAUCCUCGCUCGCAACACUAGCAAGCUCGAGGAAGCGAGGGAUGCGAUUCGGCUUUCCACUGGCCGUGACGUGGCCAUUUUCAGCGCUGACGUCAGAAACUACGAGGCCGUAAAGAAGGCUAUAGAAGAUGCAGGGCCGAUCGAUGUGUUGGUGUGCAAUCAGGGCGUAUUUGUACCUCAGGAAUUGGAGACCCAAGAUAUUGAGGAGAUCAAGUUCAUGAUUGAUGUGAAUUUGACCGGGACUUUUCAUUUGAUUAAAGCUGCUUUGCCUGGAAUGAAGAACAGAAGCGGCCGUGGACCUGGAUCCAUCGCUAUCAUGUCUUCACAAGCUGGCCAGGUUGGCAUAUAUGGUUAUACAGCUUAUUCAGCCAGUAAGUUUGGCCUCAAAGGACUGGCAGAAGCAUUGCAGCAGGAGGUUAUUGGUGAAAAUAUUCACGUAUCACUAAUAUUUCCCCCGGACACUGAAACUCCUGGAUUUGCUGAAGAGAACAAAAGAAGGCCACGGGUGACUAGUAUAAUAGCAGCUUCUUCUGGUGCCAUGAAAGCUGACGAAGUUGCCAAGAUAGCUUUGAACGGCAUUAAAUCAGGAAAUUUUACUGUCCCCUGUAAUUUUGAGGGAUUCUUGCUUUCCAUAGCAACUGCUGGUCUAUCUCCUCAAAGAUCAUUCCUAAUGGCAUUUGUCGAAGUGAUAGCUGCUGGAAUAGUACGUGUUGCUGGCCUAUGUUUCCAGUGGAAUUGGUACGGAAGCAUAGAGAAAUGCCUGGAGAAAGGAAAUAGCGAAUGACUACUUAGCACAGUCUAACAAAUGUUUUUUGCAACUUAAAAAAUUAGUUUGAAGUAGUUUGAUCCACAGGUAUGCUAACACUAAAACUAUGUAGUCCUCGUCCUUAUUAGAUUUUGUCCAUUACCAAGUUUCGCUGGCUAAUUUGACCAGUUUUUUCUAUCUACUGUGCUUGAAAUUCAAUAGAUUUUUAGUUAACUGGUAAGGUUAUACUAUUAGUUUUGCAUUUAA